AUGAACGGCAUAUCAAAGGUCGAUGAAGCGCCAGGGCUAUGGAUAACAGGCAUCGGGGCCCAGUAUCCUCCCUAUCUUCUGGGCCCAGAGAGACUGGCCGAAUUUGCCCAGCGCUACCAUGAUAUCGAGAAGCCAGGGCUGAAGAAACUGCUGGAGAUCAACCGUGGCAGCGGCAUCGACACACGCUCGGCCAUCCAGAGCUAUGAAAAGGGCUUUGGAUGCCAGGCUGAGCCUCCGUCUAUCAAAGAGCUCGACGGCUUCUACCGCGAGAACGGCGUCAACCUCGCCGUCCAGGCAUGUCGCAAGGCGCUUGGUGAAUGGGCUGGCAGGCCAUCCGACAUCACCCACACCAUCGCCGUGACCUGCACCAACCAGGGGAACCCAGGGUACGACCUGCUGGUCAACCGCAAGCUGGACCUGCCCCUGAACACGGAGCGUAUCCUCCUCCACGGCGUUGGCUGCGCGGGAGGAUUGGCCAUCAUGCGGACGGCAGCCCAGAUAGCGAGCGGCGCAGCGGCGAGAGGGAAGCCUGCUCGCAUCCUGGCCUUUGCCUGCGAGCUGUGUACGCCCAAUGUGAGGCACGACCUGGCCGAAGCUGAGGACUGUACGGACCCGGACAACCUGAACAUCGCUGGCGUUCUCUUCUCAGACGCGGCGGCAGCCUUCGUCCUCUGCAACGAGUACGGCCUCAGCAGCAGCAGCAAUGAAAAGGAACCGCUCUUCCAGCUGCUUGAAUGGGGGAAUACGACCAUCCCAGACUCCGUCCAGCAUAUGGGAUUCUUCGCUGAGAUGGGCGGUUUUCGCACGAUCCUUACUCGCGAUGUGCCUACGUACACGAAAAGAGCCAUCCGCCCGCUGUUCGACCAGCUUCUACCGUCUUACUGCGAUAAGGUCGAAGCGGCAAAGCUGGAUGUCGCAGACUUCGACUGGGCCUUGCAUCCCGGCGGCGAAGCCAUCAUCAUCGGCGCCAAAGACGAGCUCGGGUUGACUGAGGACCAGCUCAGGGCGACCAAGCAGAUAUACAAGACGCGAGGAAACUCUUCGAGCCCGACGGUCCUGGCCGUUCUGGAUCUGCUACGGACGAUGGGACGAGGCAAGGAUCAUGUUGUUGCAACGUCUUUUGGGCCUGGUUUGGUCUGCGAGAUGGCGCUCUUGAAGCGUCUGCGCGAGUCUGGCAUCGACAGCGAUGAUGAUCAGGACUAUUGA
Microsporum canis CBS 113480 is the source of this 1206-nucleotide messenger RNA. RefSeq names its product chalcone synthase B. Gene Ontology annotation, molecular function: acyltransferase activity, transferring groups other than amino-acyl groups. The record is from RefSeq and is a predicted model, not a curated record. The transcript has 2 exons. Gene Ontology annotation, biological process: polyketide biosynthetic process. The coding region runs from base 1 to 1206 and encodes 401 amino acids. NCBI's taxonomy places the organism in Eukaryota, Fungi, Ascomycota, Eurotiomycetes, Onygenales, Arthrodermataceae.